This is a messenger RNA of Saccharomyces cerevisiae S288C, 1851 nucleotides long. It is a transcript of the gene GPI10, whose product is annotated as putative glycosylphosphatidylinositol-alpha 1,2 mannosyltransferase. The record is from RefSeq and is marked reviewed. The coding region runs from base 1 to 1851 and encodes 616 amino acids. Gene Ontology annotation, molecular function: glycosyltransferase activity; mannosyltransferase activity. Gene Ontology annotation, biological process: GPI anchor biosynthetic process. The transcript has a single exon. NCBI's taxonomy places the organism in Eukaryota, Fungi, Ascomycota, Saccharomycetes, Saccharomycetales, Saccharomycetaceae. Gene Ontology annotation, cellular component: endoplasmic reticulum membrane.
AUGGCUCACGAGGUUCAUAGAAUAAAACCUAAACUAGGACGGACCCAAAUAUUUUGGGUUUUUCUAGCCUUUAGAGUACUGAAUGCAGUUCUGACGAGAACCUUCUUUCAGGCUGAUGAGUUUUGGCAAGCAUUGGAGCCGGCACAUUGGAAGGCUUUCAAGUAUGGUGAACUGACUUGGGAAUGGAAAUUCGGAGUUCGUAGCUAUUUAUUUCCGAUGAUUUUUGAGCUGACUUAUAGAUUGGUUUCUCUAUCGUCAAUCCUUCUUCACUAUGCACUUCUUCUUCUCUCAACGAUAGGGUCUGAUUUAUUAAUUUUACUACUGCCGAAAUAUGAGUUAAGUUGGCAAGUCGCUGAAGACUUGAAGAGGCUUCCUUUUGAUGUCACACGGUCGUUCGAAUAUUAUGGUGUGAUAUAUGCGCCAAAAAUAGUUAUGGCAGUACUAGCUUCCAUAGGGGAAUAUUAUAUCGUAAGAUUUGUUCAAAAGCUCUAUUUACUUACACUUGAUAAGAGAAACGAGAAGGAGGAAGAGGAGAGACGCAGCGGUUUAUCCGAGAUUACGAAGUUUGCACUGCUUUUAAGUUUAACUAAUUUUUUUAAUUGCUUUUUUAUUACAAGAACGUUCAUCAACUCUUUUGAAAUGAUUUUAACUUCUAUUGCCCUCUACUACUGGGACUGGACAGGCGGACAAAUGAUAAAAGAGUCAUCUUUUACUAAGUCGCUUAUUUUUGCAUUUCUGGCAUGUUUGCAAAGACCCAGCAGUGGACUUAUUUGGGUAAUUCCCAGCAUUUCCCUAAUAUUAAACUUGGUAGGCAAAAAGCAGUAUCAUUUACUUUUCAUCACAUUUUCCAAAGUUUUACGGUCUUUUUUUCUGGUAUUUACUGCAAAUGCAAUUAUCGACAUGUAUUUUUAUGAAAAAGUAACGUUUCCCUUUUUCCGAUUUCUAAAAUUCAAUUUCACAACACCAUUAUCAAAGUUUUAUGGGGUAGCUCCUUGGCAUUUUCAUUUCUUUCAAAGCUUACCUAUCGUAUUAGGUGCAAGUAUUCCCGCUUUUGCAUUUGGAUUAUUUUUUCCACUAAGCAAAAGGAGUUUCCCAAAGAAGUAUUUAAACCCGUUUUUCCAAGUGAAACUCACUAUCUUGUUGAAUCUGUUGGUGUACUCUACGUUACCUCAUAAGGAAUUUAGGUUCAUCUUCCCAUUACAGCCACUUUUCAUAUUAAUAUCAUCAUUUGGCCUUUUGAGACUUGAUAGAGAUUAUUGGAAAAGACUAUCUGGCCUAAAAUCUUUACUCUGGCUUGUUCCAUUCGUGUCGGUGUUCAUCGCAUUACUUUUGGACACAUUCCACGAAUCUGGAUCUAUCGAAGUUAUGAAAUUUUUACAUGAAGAGCCAGAAAUAGAUAGUUUGGGAUUCAUAAUGCCCUGUCAUUCGACACCUGGUCAAAGCUAUUUACACCGCAGUGACAUUCAAGAUCUGUGGUCGAUUACUUGUAACCCUCCAUUGCAUUUACUUGGAGACCCAGAGGCUUACUCCAAACUAGAGACCUACAUGGAUGAAAGUGACCAUUUGUAUGACGAUAUAUCGGCAUUCAUUUACAAAAAUUUCCCACCGCCUUUUCGUAAGGAUCUAAGGAGUCCAGGUAAAACAUACAGCCACGAAUGGCCAACAUAUUUGGUUGUUUUCGAGCACAUGGAAAACGCAUUUCUAAAGGAUUUCCUGAAAGAUUCAUCAUACAUUGAAUACAAUAGAUUCUUCAACUCUCUUGCGCACUGGGAUUCAAGAAGAUCAGGAGACAUAAUAAUUUAUUAUAAAUUACCAUUCGAUUAUAGCGAUAUUCCAGCGGCAGAUAUUUAA